UCAGAGGCUAGACGGUCGGGCGCCGCGCGGGCCAUGGUGCAGCUCCGACCGCGCGCGUCCCGCACUCCGGCGUCGGCGAUGGUGGACGAGGGCCAGCCCGCCUCCGAGGAGGAGGAGGAGGGCGCGGAGCACGGCCUGCUGCUCGGGCAGCCCAGCAGCGGCGCGGCGGCGGAGCCGCUGGAGGAGGACGAUGAGGACGGGGACGACGAGCUCGACGACGAGGCCCCGGAGGAGCUGACUUUCGCCAGCGCCCAGGCGGAAGCUCGAGAGGAGGAGCGGCGGGUCCGGGAGUCGGUGCGCAGGGAUAAGACGCUGCUGAAGGAGAAGAGGAAGCGACGCGAGGAGCUGUUCAUCGAACAGAAGAAAAGAAAACUACUUCCAGAGGACGUUCUAGAGAAGUUAACUGCCGCCGGACAGACUGACAUAAAGAAAGCAUCAGGAAAGUUGAAAGAAGCUAAUUUGAAGAAGAAAAGUGAUGAAGACUAUGAAAAAGGAGGAGAUUCCAAGAACACUAAAGAAAAAGUACAAAAAAUACAGUCUGUUGGCCAGAAUAAAAGCUACUUGGCUGUAAGGCUGAAAGAUCAAGAUCUGAGAGAUUCAAGGCAACAAGCAGCAAAGGCCUUUAUACAAAAAUCUUUGUAUGGUCCGGGAACCAACAGAACUACUGUAAAUAAAUUCCUGUCUCUUGAAAAUAAGAGGUUACCAGUGAAAAAGGCUGCGGUCCAGUUUCUUAAUAAUGCUUGGGGGACCCAGAGAAAACAAAAUGCCAAGAGGUUUAAAAGACGGUGGAUGGUCAGAAAGAUGAAAACUCCUAAGUAGUAAAGCUAAAUGAAGAGUGAGAACUUGUACAUAUAGAACUUAGUUAUGUGGUGUAAAGAAUUCAUUUUUCUGAAAGUCUAAUAAAUCGUUUGUAAAUCACUGCAAAAA
Canis lupus familiaris (dog) is the source of this 927-nucleotide messenger RNA. It is a transcript of the gene NOL7, whose product is annotated as nucleolar protein 7. Gene Ontology annotation, molecular function: RNA binding. The coding region runs from base 34 to 819 and encodes 261 amino acids. The transcript is spliced from 8 exons. Gene Ontology annotation, cellular component: nucleus. NCBI's taxonomy places the organism in Eukaryota, Metazoa, Chordata, Mammalia, Carnivora, Canidae. The record is from RefSeq and is a predicted model, not a curated record.